This is a messenger RNA of Cucumis sativus (cucumber), 2278 nucleotides long. RefSeq names its product presenilin-like protein At2g29900. The transcript has a single exon. Gene Ontology annotation, cellular component: membrane; nucleus. NCBI's taxonomy places the organism in Eukaryota, Viridiplantae, Streptophyta, Magnoliopsida, Cucurbitales, Cucurbitaceae. The record is from RefSeq and is a predicted model, not a curated record. Gene Ontology annotation, biological process: protein processing. Gene Ontology annotation, molecular function: aspartic endopeptidase activity, intramembrane cleaving. Bases 349 to 1662 code for a protein of 437 amino acids.
AAUGGAACUUUUAAACCAAUAAUAUUCGAGGCAAAUAUGCCCUGGAGUUAGGUCAGCAGAGUAAUUGAAGAAGGGCAAGCGGGCGCAGGAUAUUGGUGAGCUUCGCUUUAAUUGAAUCUAUGGAGGGUUCAAAUUGUUAAUCAACGAAGAAAUUUUAUUUUUGUCAGCUCAAACUUUCUCUGUGCGACGAUGAAAGCUUUCUUUUUUCUUAUGGCGGUGUUCCCGCUUUGAUGAAACACCACCCAUUUAGGCUAAGAGUCGAAAUCUUUAAAUAAUCUUCCCCCUCAGAUUGUUGCGACAGCCAUAGCCUUGAGAAUUGAAGUUUGAUCUAUAGCUAAAAAGACCCAGAUGGCCGAAAAUCAAAGACCCACCAGCAUUCUUGAAUCUCUAGGGGAAGAGAUCGUUAGAAUUGUUACUCCUGUUUCAAUCUGCAUGUUUAUGGUAGUUAUUCUAGUCUCUAUCCUCAACCCCAACUCUUCGUCUUCUUAUGCAUCAGUUGGCUCCAUCGCUACCAUUGCAUAUAAUGAGAGCAGCUCUGAUACUUCAUGGGACAAAUUUAUAGGUGCUCUUUUAAACUCACUUGUGUUUGUAGCUGUUAUAACUCUGGCCACAUUUCUCAUGGUAUUGCUUUUCUACCUUAGAUGUGUCAAGUUUUUAAAGUAUUACAUGGGUUUCUCUGCUUUUGUUGUGUUGGGUUUUCUUGGAGGUGAAAUUGCAUUGUUCUUGAUUGAGGAGUUCAGUAUUCCAAUUGAUUGUUUCACUUUUUUGGUUGCUCUAUUCAAUUUUGCUGCUGUGGGUGUUUUAGCUGUGUUCAUGUCAAAAAUGGCUAUCCUUGUAACACAAGGGUACUUGGUUUUAAUUGGGAUGUUGGUGGCUUAUUGGUUUACUUUGUUACCUGAAUGGACUACUUGGGCACUUUUAGUUGCAUUGGCUCUCUAUGAUCUUGCAGCUGUUUUACUGCCUGUUGGACCAUUGAGGCUGUUAGUCGAGCUUGCAAUAUCUAGGGAUGAAGAUAUUCCAGCUUUAGUUUAUGAGGCUCGGCCAGUGGUUAAUCACGAUUCAAAUCCUAGGGAUUUAGUGCAAAGAAGGAUGAGGGUGUGGAGGGAAAGAAAUGAAACUUCUGAUAAUCGCCCCAUUGCUGUUCCUGAUUCUGUUUCCGAUGGGAAUGUGGUUUCUGAAUCUAAUGUAGAUGAAAUUGAAACAUCCAACUCCAAUCCAAUUCCAAUCAUAUCAACUGCUGUUAGAGCUGAAGAGGGGGAGGUUCACCCCAUAAGGAACACUGAGCUUCUUGUGCCAUUAAUUGAUAAUGGAGGGAAUGUUCAGCCACAUGGAGUAGCAGAAGCUUCUGGAUCAAAUGAAAAUUUGAUGUUAGAGGGAAUAGGAUUGGGAUCCUCUGGUGCUAUCAAGUUGGGGCUAGGAGACUUCAUUUUCUAUAGUGUAUUGGUUGGUAGAGCAGCAAUGUAUGAUUACAUGACGGUUUAUGCUUGUUAUCUUGCAAUUGUAGCUGGUCUUGGAAUCACUUUGAUGCUAUUGGCAAUAUAUCAGAAAGCUUUGCCUGCUCUCCCAGUAUCAAUAGCUCUAGGUAUCGUGUUUUACUUCCUAACACGUCUCUUCCUUGAGGUCUUUGUUGUACAAUGUUCUUUGAACCUUUUGAUGUUUUAGACUAGAUUUCUCUAUUAUGUUCGAGGCCGAUGCUUCUCCAACAGUAUAUAUGUAAAAACUGUUGAUUGUUAGAUGGUUGAGGGUUGAAUCUUGAGAAGUUCAAUGCCUGGAAAUUUGGAAAUUGAUUGUGUUGGUUAUCUAUACGGCUAUUGGUUGUUGAAAUAAAUAAAAUCCAUCCCUAUGGUUUGGGAAAAUUCUGGAUCAAAGUUAUAACUUUCUUCAAACCAUAAAUUGAAAUUGUUUUAGAACAGUACUAAAACUUUGAAGGGCAAAGGAAAAUCGUAGGAGGUUGGAAAUUGUGUCAACGAGCCCUGUAGCAUACGGUUUGUGAAAAAGGCAGUAUGAGUAUUGACCUGAAGACUUAUAAAUUUUUCAAAGAGAAGACCUAAGACUUGACCUUAAAUCAGCUCCUGCAGGUUUGAUGAUAUCUAUGAAUCUUGUCAAUUCAAGCAUUUAAACUGAAUAACAUGUUUGUUGUUGUAAUACUCAAGUCUCAUCUCCUUUUUGUUUUUUGUUUUGUUUUGUUCAAGUGUUGUAAUUUAAACAUUAAACUUUAUAAUGUUCUUCAAUUUUGACCCUCUUGGUAAGUUUCUGUUUGGAAUAUUAUUGUCAAAAA